AUGGAACAACAGUUGAAAGACAAGAUGAACAGGAGACGAGAAAAGGAAGCCACAUUAGCCUAUUUGUCCUUUGUCUUUCACAGUAACCAAGUACUCUCAAUCCAAGUCACUGCACACAUACAAGCAGAUAUUGUGAGGAACAUAUCCAGCCACUCCCAAACAUUUUUUUGGUCACCUGCUUCACCUGAGCACAUCGGAGCAGGCACCGAGGUGCACCUGUUUAUUCCUGCCAACAACUUGGGGACUGUCACAGACCUGAUGCAGACACACCACCUACCACGCCAAAUGUGUGUUUGUUUCAGAGUGCUACUGGACAACACAGAGGAACUGAUCGAGAUGCAGACCAGGAAUGAAUCAUCAGACCCUCGAAGCAGCAUAUCUUAUUAUGAUCGAUACCAUUCUCUGGAGGACAUAUACUAUUGGAUCAACAAGACUGCCCAGGAACACCCAGACAUGAUCAAAGUCAUCCUGAUUGGCUCAUCGUAUGAAAAACGCCCACUUUACGUUCUCAAGUUGUCUGGACGUCAAGAGAGAGCUGAAAAGAGAGCUAUGUGGAUUGACUGUGGCAUUCACGCUAGAGAGUGGAUCUCUCCAGCUUUCUGCCUGUGGUUUGUGCAAUAUUCCUUGAAUUUCUAUAAUCUAAACAAUGACAUCACCGAGAUGGUGAACAGUAUGGACAUCUAUGUGCUGCCUAUCAUGAACCCGGAUGGAUACAAGUACACAUGGACAAUGUCGGACUUAGCCCCUGGAGGUUCUGACAAAUGGGCCUACAACCUGGGCAUCCACUACUCCUUCACCUUUGAGCUGGAGGACCGUGGUCGAUAUGGUUUUCUCCUACCGCCAUCAUUCAUUUCCAAGGCCUGCAAUGAAGCCCUCCUCGCUCUUAAGAGUAUCGCUCUCAGAAAACACAACCCCAACCCUAACCCUUUUAUGCCCCUGAGAAGUUGGCUGUGUAAACCCGAGCAGUUUCACGUCUGAUUUAAGUAAUCCCUUUUAUCAAAGUCUGUUUUGGGUGCGUGUCUGUCAAACAUGAUUGUAAAUUGCAUCAUCAUGUGGGGCAGUCCCAAUCAUUACAUCAUGUGGGGCAGUCCCAAUCAUUACAUAAAUAGUUGUUUGUUGGAGGAGAGGAAAGCAAGCUGAACUGUCAAAACCUCAGUCAUGGCUGUAUGCGUCACUUCAGUGGCUCCUCUUAAUACAUAUUGACUUCAAUUUUUCAAUCGCAUGGUUAAAACUACAAUGCACCGUGGGAAACUAAGGUUGGCAGGAGUCAUAAGGUGAUCAGAGUGUGUUGAUUUCCUGUUCAUUGUAGUUGAAAAUGUAAAAUAGUUCACAAUAAAUCACACACAGACUAGAGCAGUGCAGGGAACAUACACUGAAUCACCAAAAGUAUGUGGGCGAUAUACUAUAUAUACAAAAUAAUGGACACCCCUUUAAAUUACUGGAUUCGGCUAUUUCAGCCACACCCAUUUAUGACAGGUGUACAGAAUCGAACACACAGCCGUGCAAUCUCCAUAGACAAACAUUGGCAGUAGAAUGGCCUUACUGAAGAGCUCUGUGAAUUUCAACAUGGCAC
Oncorhynchus gorbuscha (pink salmon) is the source of this 1573-nucleotide messenger RNA. RefSeq names its product carboxypeptidase B2-like. NCBI's taxonomy places the organism in Eukaryota, Metazoa, Chordata, Actinopteri, Salmoniformes, Salmonidae. The transcript is spliced from 9 exons. Gene Ontology annotation, molecular function: metallocarboxypeptidase activity; zinc ion binding. The record is from RefSeq and is a predicted model, not a curated record. Bases 1 to 978 code for a protein of 325 amino acids. Gene Ontology annotation, biological process: proteolysis; fibrinolysis.